Molecule: messenger RNA, 654 nt
Organism: Plasmodium relictum
Lineage: Eukaryota; Apicomplexa; Aconoidasida; Haemosporida; Plasmodiidae
Product: fam-h protein
Exons: 2
Coding region: 1-654 (217 amino acids)
Source: RefSeq, a predicted model, not a curated record
AUGAACAAGAAAAAAAGUGCUAUCUCGAAUGUUAGUUUAUAUCCCGGAUACUACUCUCUUGUAGCUAAAGAUUUCCUUAUUAUAGAUAUGUUAACUUUAAAAAUAUACAAUAAAAAAAAGAAAAAAAAAGUAUUAAAUUAUCUUAUGAGAUUUUUUAUGUUCACCUUUUUAGUUUGGAUGCUACAAUGUUUUGAUAAUUAUGUUUCUUUUAGAUUGUGGAAUUACGAAAAUGAAUUAAAAAACAUACUUAAUUUAGGAAUUAAAAGAUCAUUAACAGAAAAAGAAUCAAAAUACCGUGAACAUGUAGUUGUAACAGGAGGGACUUUAGAAUCAUGGAAUGAGAAAGAUACUAUAAGAGAGAGUAUAAAUGUAAAAGAAGGAAAUAAAAUAGAGAUAAAAGAGAAAGAUCAAAAAAUCAAAAUUCAUGAAAGAAUUUUAGGAAUAUGCAAAAAUAAUUUUGAACUAAUUACAUCGUCAGUUGCUUUGAUCAUAUCAAUUUUUUCAUUUAUGUUUUUAGUAAUAAAUAUUACUUCACCUCGUUUAAAUACCUACCUUCCUAUUUUUGAGUUAUCUAGCCUAUCCAUUUUAAUUAUUUCAUUACUUUUAACUUAUGAGGAAAUAAAAAUUAAACGUAAAAAAAAUUUAACUAAUUGA